CUCAUGCUCUGCCCUCGAUUCCAUCCACCCAACCCAAGCCACCUUUUCCCUUUCCCGCUUCGCUGUCAGCCACACUGGCGGAGCCUGCCUGCUUGACUGCGUCAUCCUUCCACAUGUCCCUCCCUCCCUGUGCCCCUGUGUAGCGUACCUAGCCUUCCCCCAACCGCUGAGCCCGCUUCACCUCCUUCCCGCAGUGUGUCUCGAUGGAUGGAUCGGCCAGCAGCGAGCAGUAGGCGCGCGCACAUGUUUUGCACCCGCUUGGUUGUCGACCCCUCGGCGGCGCUGCACUUGAACCCACUUUUCGUCCAGAUAGGCAAACGAGAGCACGCCGACCGUGUGGGAAGGUCCUUUCGGCGACAGUUUCACCAGCGUUCGUCGCCAUGCACCAAGCGAUCGGGACAUGGGCGGUGCGGCGGUAGUCGUGUCACCUCGUCGGGUUCCCCAGCUGGGAAAUAAAUUCAGGCGCAAGUCACGGGCCGCACCAUCCGGUGAUGAAAAGCCUAAUCCCAAAGGCAAAGAUAGAGCCGUAGAAGAAAGCGAGGAGAGGGAGGUCGUGAUUCUACCGGCGUCUUUCAGCCGGGAUCCCGCUCAGCCUCCUGCUCUACCCGCUCCAGAGGUCGCGGUUUCGAAUCCCCAGAACGCCAUUACAGUAGCGAGAGACGACGCCAUGGCGGAAGGGGGGGGCGGAAGCGCUGGUGGGUCUAGGUUGAUGUGCGGAGCAGCAGGGGGGGAAAUGGUGUCGGCGGAAGAGGGUGCGGGCGGGGGGAGUGCGCAGUGGGGCGCGGGGGGAGGGGAGGAAGCGGAGGGGGGCGAGCAUGAGAGCGCGACGGCGAAGAAGCUGCAGAAGGCGGACCGCGAGAAGAUGCGGCGCGACCGACUUAACGACCAGUUCGUGGAGCUCGCGAGUGUCCUCGAUCCUGACCGUCCGAAGAACGACAAGGCGACGAUCCUGAGCGACGGGCUGGCGAUGCUUCGCGAGCUGCGCGCGAACGUGAGCCGGCUGCGCGCCGAGCACAGCGCGCUGAUGGACGAAUCGAAAGAGCUGGCGGCGGAGAAGUCGGAGCUGCGGCAGGAGAAGGGCGCGCUGAAGGGCGAGGUGGAUGCGCUCAAGGGGCAGCUGCACCACCGCAUGUCCGCGCUCCUGCCCUGGGCCACCGCCCCCGCUGCCGCCCCUGCGCCCACCGCCCCGCCUGCGCCUCCUCCCACUUCCCCCGCUCCUGCCGCUCCCCCUCCCUCAUCCGCUGCUCCCGCUCCUGCCCCUCCCUCGCCCGCUGCUCCCGGUGCUGCCAAUCUACACACCCCGGCACCAAUGCAUGGCCACACCCAGGCGUCACGGCACCUGCUGGGCUUUGCUCCUGCCGCCCCACCCCCCCGCCCUUCUCUUGCUGCCCCCGCUCUUACCCCACCCUCCGCUCCGCUUCCCCCUUCCGCUCCUGCAGCCUCCCCUCCCCCCGCGGCCCCUAACACUGCGUCCGCGCCUUCAAUGCAAUUUCUCCCUCAGUUUCGCCCUCAGAUGCUGACGUCACCGCUGCACGUGCUGCAAGCAGGGCAAGCCACGAGCCAGCCUGGCAUGCUGACGUCAGCCACGAGCCAGCCUGGCAUGGGUCAGCCCACCAUGCACAUGCCACCUUCACCACAUAACCCCUCCCCGAUGCACAUGCCCUUGCGCAUGCCCAUACCCAUACCCAUGGGGCAGGCACAGGCAUAUAUGACAGGCGCAGGCAGCACAGGGGGCAUGGGGGGAACAGGGGGAGGGGGCAUGGGGGGAACAGGGGGAGGGGGCAUGGGGGGAACAGGGGGAGCGGCCAUGGGGGGAAGCAGGUCGGAGCAGGCCAUGAGCCCCCCUGUCUCCGUGCUCUCCUCCUCCGCCCCCACCCCGCCCGCAUCGUCAGCAGGAACAGCAGCAGGGGUAGGAAGCCAAGGGGGAACGAGGGACAGCAAUGGUGCGAUGCGGAAUAGCAGCGCGCAGCAGCAGGGGCAGAGGGGGCGGGAGGACGGCGAUGCAGCCGCUGCUGGCAGCUCUCUUGUGGACAUGAGUCGUGGUGGGGGAGAGGUAGCCGUGCUGGUGAAAAGAGAGGAGGGCGACGCUAAUGCCGCAGACAGCAGGGGAGCACAGCAGCAGCAGCAACAACAGCAGCCGCCGCCACAACAGCAGCAGCAGCAGCAGCAACAACCGCAGCAGCAAUCACAGCAUAUGCAGCAGCAGCAUGCAUCGUCACAGGCGUCACUAAACCAGCAGUCAGCAGCACAGUCCAUGCAGCCACCAACCGCUCUCCCCACACCACCCCCUUCCCUUCCUCCCCCUUCCUUCCCCCCACAAGCCUGGCCGCCUGGAGCAUACCCCAUGCCUGUUCCCAUGCCCUUCCAAGCCUCCAUGCCAGGCUCGGUGCCUCCCGCACCUGCGGGCAUGCAGGGAUGGAUCGCCGUGCCUGCUGGCGCCUUCCCCUACGCCUUCCCUCCCACGCCUCCUGCUGCUCCGCCCUCAGUCCCCCCUGGAAGUGACGGCAAAUGCACAGGAGUCUCGGCGCAGCAGCAGCAGCAACAGCAGCCAAUGAUGAUGGCAGCUUAUCUGCCAGGUCAGCUCCCAUUCCAGGUCAGCGCCAGCUCAGCAGGCCAGGGUCAAGGAGGUCAGCAAGGCAAGGGACCGGCGGGGCAGGAAGGGCAGAGUGGGCAGCAAGCAGCACAGGGGCAGCAAGCGACACAAGCGCAGCAGGCUUAUGCUCAGCAGAUGGGGCAGGCGCAGCAAGCGGGGCAGGCGCAGCAGAUGAUGCAGAUGCAGCAGUACCUGGCGCAGCAGGCAGCCCACGCACAGCACCUGCCACAGGCAGUGCCAAUGCCAAUGCCUCACGCGCAGCAGAUCAUGGGCGCGCCUGGCAUGGCCAUGGCCCUCCCACCGCCGCCCCCGGGGCAGAUGUACGUCACUGCCCCCUUCCUCGUCCCCGCUCCCAGUCCCCAGCAGCAGCAGCAGCAGCAGCAGCAGCAGCAGCAGCAGCAGCAGCAGCAGCAGCAGCAGCAGCAGCAGCAGCAGCAGCAGCAGCAGCAGCAGCAGCAGCAGCAGCAGCAGCAGCAGCAGCAGCAACAGGCGCAGCAGCAGCAGCAACAGCAGCAGCAGCAGCAGCAGCAGCAGCAGCAGCAGAGCAUUCCCCCAGCGUCACCAUCAGGUACUGUAAUGAGUGGUAAUAGGUCGGAAGGCAGUGCUGCUGCUGCUGUUGCUGGGGGCGCUGCUGCUUCUCCUGCCCCGACUGCACCACCGUACAGCCACCCCUACAGCAUGAUGCCGCCCAAUGCUGCUGCUGUUGCUGCUGCUGGCGCUGGUGCGUCUCUCCCCCACAUGGCGUACAGCACGGCUGGAUUCUACAUGCCCAUGGCUGCUGCAGGCCAAGCAGGAGCCCCUGGCAGCCUGCAGCAAGCAGCUCAGCUGCCCUCCCAGCAGCAGCAGAUGCAGCAGCAGCAACAGCUACAACAGCAGCAGCAGCAACAGCUACAACAGCAGCAGCAGCAGCAGCAGCAGCAGCAGCAGGGGUCAGUGGCAGCAUGUGCAUCUGCUACCCCCAUGACUCCCUUCCAUCCAUACGCCUCUUACGGCUCUGCUCCCCCCCUCUACCUCCCCACACAGCAGCUGCAACCACAACAGCUACAGUCACAACAGCUACAGUCACAACAGCUACAGUCACAACAGUUACAGUCACAGCAGCUACAGUCACAACAGCAUCAACAGCAACAACAGCAACAACAGCAACAACAGCAACAGGGCCAACAACAGCUGCAAUUGCCACAGCUCCAGCAGCAGCAGCAGCAGGGGGCGGUGCAGCACAUACACCUAGCCCCCCAGGCCAGCAGCGCAGGAGGGGGAGUUGACAGAGGGAGCGGGGGGAACACGGGGGGGAGUGCUGCAGGGGGGGGAAAUGCCUCGGGAUCGAGCAGUCUGCCCCACUGGCUGUGGGCGGCAAGCCACAGGCCUGCUUGACUAAUUUGACUGGCUUCACUAACAGCUGCUGGUUACUGCCCACUGCUGUGGUGCAGAUGCGCUCUGGGCUGUGCACUGGGAGGAAUAAAGCAGGGGGGCGAUGGGAGUUGCCUGCCACCAGUGGAGUUGGCGCGAAGCUGCUGCGCGCAGCAUGCCAUUUUCGGAGCUCACAAAUGUGCUGUUAAAACUGCUGCUGCUAGCAUGUAACAGUGUUUGGGCUUCUUGCUGUGUCAAAACUGUUGUGAUAUAAUUGAUACUUAGCAUUUCUGUAAGUCGAUUAGUUGUACCGUAAUCCCCCGUAUAAAACACCCGCCGGAAU
Closterium sp. NIES-67 is the source of this 4286-nucleotide messenger RNA. NCBI's taxonomy places the organism in Eukaryota, Viridiplantae, Streptophyta, Zygnematophyceae, Desmidiales, Closteriaceae. The record is from the annotation of a GenBank genome assembly.